Molecule: messenger RNA, 2540 nt
Organism: Sabethes cyaneus
Lineage: Eukaryota; Metazoa; Arthropoda; Insecta; Diptera; Culicidae
Product: DNA repair and recombination protein RAD54B-like
Exons: 2
Coding region: 93-2540 (815 amino acids)
Biological process (GO): reciprocal meiotic recombination; double-strand break repair via homologous recombination
Cellular component (GO): nucleus
Molecular function (GO): DNA translocase activity; ATP binding; ATP-dependent chromatin remodeler activity
Source: RefSeq, a predicted model, not a curated record
GUCCUUUGGUAGAUAAUGGUUCUGCGGAUCAAAUUUCAAAAAAAGCAGUACCAGCAGCUUCAAUAGCACUAAAUCCUGCAACAGAUCCUAUUAUGUUAGAGUUGUUGAAUAGUCCGGAGAAUCAUGCUCGAGCGUUAGAGACGUUAGCCAAGGCCCGAAAAUCCAGCGCUAUGAAGGAAGUGGUAAAUCAUUCAUCGAGUGAAACAAUUCGUUUUAUUGUUGUGUGGGGUAAAAUAACUACCCGCAAACACAAAACAUGGGAAGGAGAUGGAACGUUAGAACUGGUAGGACGGUGUGCAACCUUAAAAGAUGACAACGAAAAAAUCAUUACCUCAGCUAACGGAAUCAAACUAGAAGAACUGAAGGAGGGCUGUCGGCUGAUUGUUGGUUCGAAAGAAGUAGAAAUUAUAGAACGGAUAGUUAGCUCUGAUAGAGGUCUGAAUGAAACUUCAAAAAUGAAUCAGUCGCCGGCCAUCCCCACUUGUACAACUUUUAGACCUCCAAAAAUACUCGAAAACAGCAGUUCUAUGGGUAACAAAAAUCCAAUCACCUUUAAGCGUGUAGGCGCGAAAACAGAGGAGAUUCCAGAUGAUUUCAUUCCGCUAUUAAUGCAGCCUCCGAAUUUUGAGCAUCAAUGGAAACAUAAUAGAAACAAGGUUGCAAUAUCAGAAGUCGUGGUUCCAUAUUGCUUGGCCAAGCAUUUGCGGCCUCAUCAGCGAGACGGGGUCAACUUUUUAUACAAUUGCCUCAUGGGAUUUACAUUGCAAGAACGUGAAUGGUAUGGAGCAAUCUUGGCCGAUGAGAUGGGCUUAGGUAAAACGUUGCAAUGCAUUUCUACUAUAUACACUAUGUUGAAACUAGGUCCCUAUGGUCAACCUUUAAUUAAACGAGUUUUAAUAGUUACCCCUAGUAGCUUAGUAGAGAAUUGGAACCUGGAAUUUUCUAAGUGGUUGGACACGGAGAGAAUUUUCACUUUUAUAGUAGGACCCAAUAAUAAAUUGAGAAAAUAUGUGCAGUCACCUCAUAUACCAAUUCUAAUAAUUUCUUAUGAAAAGUUAACUAAGCAAAUAGCCGAAUUGGAGCCAGUCAAAUUUGAUUUAAUAGUAUGUGAUGAAGGACAUCGACUUAAAAACGACACAAUUAGAGCCUUUUCCGUGUUAGACAGUAUUGAUUGCAAUCGUAGAAUUCUACUGACAGGAACACCGAUCCAAAAUGAUUUACAGGAGUUUUAUUCUUUGAUAAAUUUUGUAAAUCCUGGACUGCUAGGAUCAUACAUUGAUUUCAGAACCAAAUAUGAAAAUCCUAUUGUACAAUUGCAACAACCAAAUAUUACAUCAGAAUUGGAAGAACAAGGCAAGACUCGUCUUGAUGAAUUGAACCAAAUAACCUCGGCCUUUGUGCUUCGCCGUACACAAGAAAUUAACAAUAAAUACUUGCCGGAAAAGCAAGAAUUGGUUAUAUUUGUCCGUCCUUCUGUGCUCCAACAAAGACUAUUGCAUAUAGCGUUGGAAUUCUACAAUCAACCUGAAAAAUCUGUAAUGCCCUUGCAGCUGAUUACUAUUCUCAAAAAGAUAUGCAAUCAUCCGUCGCUUAUUACAACUUACAAAGAUAACGAGCCAGAUUCACUGAAUGAAUUCCUGAAACAACAGUUACCUCCGUGGACUGACAUGAGUCCGGACGAUUCUGGAAAGGUUGGCGUACUUGAAAACCUACUGGAAAGAUUACUCGAACAUAGAGAGAAAGUCGUUAUUGUUUCUUAUUACAGUAAGACAUUAGACAUGAUAAUGGGACUCUGUGAACAUUAUAACUACAAAUUUUGUCGACUUGAUGGAUCCACACCAGCUAAUGAUAGACAUAAAAUUGUGUCCAGUUUCAACAGUCCAUCGGAUACUUUUAUAUUUCUCUUGAGUGCAAAAGCUGGUGGAGCAGGGCUUAACCUAAUAGGUGCCUCUCGACUGGUGUUGUUCGAUAACGACUGGAAUCCAGCAAGCGAUUUACAAGCAAUGUCUCGAAUUUGGCGUGAUGGUCAAAGACGGCCAGUAUAUAUUUAUCGUCUCAUUACUGCGUUUACUAUCGAGGAAAAAAUAUACCAACGACAAAUCUCAAAAACUUCUCUGAGUGGUACUGUUGUAGACCAAAAACUAAAUCUUAGUAAUCUGAAAUUCUCAGAUGACGAGUUGAAAGAUUUAUUCUCGUACUCAGAAAGUUGCUGUGAUAGUGAUUGUCUCACUCAUCAGCUACUUGCGUGCAUUUGUAAAGGAUCAGGGGAUACACCUGAGGCCUUUGAAACUAACCAAGACUGUAACGAUUCAUUGAAAAGCCGAUUUCAAAUACAAAUAAACAAAACAAGCGCAGUCAAACAGCAACGAUCAAUGAAGAUGCAAGAGUUGAUGCGUUGGGAGCAUUAUAGAAACCCUAUUCAAGUCAACGUUUUAGAGGAAUUGUUACUAGUUGACAGCUUGGAUGAUAUUGUGUUCUUGUUUCGCAACCGACUUAACAAGCCCAUUGAAACGACACACAUGAAUAAAGAGAAUAAAUAG